Serendipita indica DSM 11827 is the source of this 1518-nucleotide messenger RNA. The record is from the annotation of a GenBank genome assembly. Lineage: Eukaryota; Fungi; Basidiomycota; Agaricomycetes; Sebacinales; Serendipitaceae.
AUGGACCAAUCUUCUCUAAUUGCAACGUUGACCGCGGCUGGUGUCUUGACGGCCACUGCUGCAUGGUCGUAUCUUGCUCAACCGAACAAAUACCAUCCCGGUCCUACACCCUUACCCGUCUUCGGGAAUCUGCACCAGAUUCCACGAGAAUUACCAUGGGUGACGUACAAGGAAUGGUCAAAGACAUAUGGACCAUGUGUACACUUGGAGAUUGUUGGAAAGCAUAUCCUCAUUCUGAACGAUGCCAAAGAUGCAGAAGAGCUCUUGACGAAACGUGCUCUUAAUACUGCUGAGAGACCUCACUUGGUUAUGGCGGGAGAUCUGGUGGGAUUUGGACGAGGUCUCGCCUUGAUGCCCUACGAUCAAGAUGCAAAAGAGACCCGCAAACUAAUCCAUCUCACUGUCGGUGCAAAGGGAUUAUCAGCUCACUAUAAUCUUCUCGAGUCGGAGACGAUACGGUUCCUUCGCGGACUCCGAGAAUCCCCUCAAGAUUUUAUCGACCAUCUCUCAUAUUCUGCGGGUGCAAUCAUCCUCAAAAUUGCCUAUGGCUACGAUGUCUUGCCGAAGGAAGAUCCUUUGGUAGCGUUGGCAGCUGAUGCUCUGGACAAGUUUUCUAGAACAACACUCCUUGGUGAAUUUCCUGUCGAUAUAUUCCCUAUUCUCCAAUACGUACCAUCAUGGUUCCCAGGCGUACAGUUCAAAAAGCUGGCAGAGGAAUGGCGCCCCAUUGGAAAGGACCUGUUCAACAAGCCCUUCGACUUUGUAAAGGAUCAAAUCCGACAAGGCAACACCACCGACUCGUUUGCAUCUAGGCAUUUGGAGGCUCUCUCCGAGUGGAACGACGAUGUGAUUGGAAGUCGCGCAGAAAUCAUCAAGUCUACGGCAACCUCGCUCUAUGCUGGAGCCGCAGACACUACAGUAUCUGCGAUGCGCUCGUUCUUCUUGGCGAUGACAAUCUAUCAAGACAUUCAAUCUAAAGCGCAACAGGAGAUUGAUACAGUCGUCGGCCGCGGCCGCCUUCCAACGCUCGCCGACCGACCAAACCUUCCAUACUGCGAGAGCCUGGUGAAAGAGGUUCUUCGAUGGGGUGUUGUUGGUCCCCUUGGAAUACCCCAUGUCACCAAAGCGGACGAAACGUAUCAAGACCGCCUUAUCCCAAAGGGUACAGUCAUCGUUGCCAACAUAUGGGCAAUGCUUCACGAUGAAACUCAAUACCCAGAUCCAUUCAUAUUCAAUCCAGACCGCCAUCUCGGAGAGUCUGCGCAGCCGGAUCCGACCCGCUUUGUCUUUGGCUGGGGGACUCGUGCUUGCCCCGGCUCACGAAUGGCAACGGCGAGCAUGUUCCUUAGCGUGACUAACACCCUCUCGUUGUUCAACAUCCUUCGCGUCCGGGAUCAACGUGGACAGGAGAUUAUUCCCGAAGCAGAAUUUGUCACGGGCACCAUCAGUCACCCGAAGCCGUUUCAAUGUGAAAUUGUUCCCCGACAAGACGCAAAGCUCAACCUCCUCGACGAGUAG